AUGAAGAGUUUACAAGGAUAUUUGUUAAUCUCAUUGGUGCUUGCCGUAUUCUCCGAGGAUGAGGCUAAUUUUGAGGCCGCUGAAACCACAACUGAAGUUGUUGUGUUGAGUCAAAAACAGAAAUGUUAUCAAAUCUUCGAAAAACUGAAGGAAAAUCCGUUGCCUGAAGACGAUUUGGAGCGUCAUUCUUUGAUCCAAAAGACAAUCGAUGAGAAUGAAAAUGAGGUAAAAGAAUUUUUUUAGGAUCCUUUGAGUGAUUUUUCGGGAUUUUUGGAUAACUUUUGGAUACUUUUUGAUACUUUAUAACUUUUUUAUGAAUUUUCUGUAACUUGGCACUUAUCAAAAAAAUUUUUUUCUAGGUUAAAUACAUAAACCUUCGAGAUUUUCAAGUCGAAAAGAUAAAAAAUCCCAAAUUUUUUUUUUUUUUUUUAUCGCAGAAAGGUCGAGACUUAUGACAAAUGCUAUGCAAAGCAUUUUUACAAAAAAAAACUAUUUUUUGUCAACCAAAAUCCGCAAAGAUAAGGUCCAAAAAGGUUUUAUUUGUCUGACUGACUCUCCUCAUUCUAUGUGCUCUCUCGCCAUAAAAGAUCGUUGAAUACCGCGGCUGUCAAAGUAAAGGAAGAUCUAAAAUUGUCAGGUAUUACUGUGUAACCUAUUCAGAACACAUAUAGAAAAUUUCAGACAAUUCUAACCUGAGAUUACUUCUGUAAAAAUUUAUAUUACACUUGACAUCAUUAGUCGCAAAAUUGAUGAAAAUUGGUUUAAAACUUUCAAGUUGACGUAUUCCUAAGUGAAAUAAUACCUUCCAGGUCAAUCGCUUUGAUCGACUCUGCAAAAAAGCCAUUAACGAACAGCUUAUGGACCAAUUCGAGUCAUCUUCUUCCUUCUCCGUGAUCGAAUGGGUCUGCGAUCCCUGUCCAGAUCGACUUCCAGAAGAGGUCCUGCCCGAGAAGAAGACUCUUCUCCGCUAUAUUGGCCUUUGA
Messenger RNA from Bursaphelenchus xylophilus (pine wood nematode), 983 nucleotides. The record is from the annotation of a GenBank genome assembly. NCBI's taxonomy places the organism in Eukaryota, Metazoa, Nematoda, Chromadorea, Rhabditida, Aphelenchoididae.